Culex pipiens pallens (northern house mosquito) is the source of this 863-nucleotide messenger RNA. RefSeq lists its product as uncharacterized. NCBI's taxonomy places the organism in Eukaryota, Metazoa, Arthropoda, Insecta, Diptera, Culicidae. The record is from RefSeq and is a predicted model, not a curated record. Bases 255 to 863 code for a protein of 202 amino acids. The transcript is spliced from 2 exons.
UCGAAAAUAGCUUAAUUUUCGCCCAAUCCGCUUUUCGCCGAAAAGCCAAACGUUCACCCAACGAUGCGCAGACAGGUUGUUAAAUUUCUGGGAUGUGGUGAGGUACCGCUACCCGAAUUACGUUAGACACGUGAACUAUGGCGCGCUGACCUCUGCGGUCAGGUUCCGUGUGGUCUUGGAAGCUGGAAAAGAUGGGUUGAUGCUGAACUGUUGGAGUUGGAUGGAAGCAGUUAUUCUUAAGAUCGUGAUGCGGGAUGGCUGGGUUUGUACGGUUGCUACUGUUGAUUUGCCUUAUCAACGGACAUCAUCAGCUGGCUGAUCCGGAUCUGUUUGAAGGCGGAGGGUUGUACGGGUCACCGUUUGAUCGAUCCGGGUACGAGUCGGAUGUGUUUGAGCUGCUUCCGUACGAGGAUCGAUAUCACCCAGUGGUGCGACCUCCUCGGGUCAAACUCGUCAAGAAGCCACCAGUGAAGGUCGCCCCUCCUCUAAAUGCGAUUCAAAAAGUGGUUCUGACCAAGCCACCCCAUCCCGGAAGCUACUCGAUGCCCUCCACAGCGGGAGCGGUCAUCCUGGCACUGCUAGCCCAAGCCGUUGGAACCGUCUUCUUCAUGAUCUUGGCUAAGCUGCUGCUCGGAAUGAAGGCAAUGUUGGCGACCAAUACGGCCACCCUCGCAUUAGCUCUGUGGAGUCAUUUGAAGAAGAAAAUGAAGGUCCACCAUACGAAGGUGAAGAAGAUUAAACCACCCAAAGAACAUCACAAGAAAAAGAAGAAAACUCCGGAAGUGAAUUUGGUGCAGUUGAGUAAAAAGCAGUUGAAGAAGAUUGUCAAGUUGCUGAUGAAGAAAAAGAAGAAAGGUCACUGA